AUGGCCAUUUCUGACCAGAUCAAUAACGACGACUUGAAGGCUUUCCGUGACGACCUCAAAAGGAAGGCCAUCAGGAACUUGGCCAGGAAGCGGGCUGUGGAUCGGCAGCAACGCGCGGUGGAAAAGGCACGACAACGGGCCCGCCUGGAGACUAGGAAACGCAAACUCAAAGGUGGUUUCGCCAAGGGCGGCAAAAGCCAAGGCAAAGGCCCGCCCUGCAAAAGCGAAGGCAAAGGCCCGUCCUGCCAUCCUAGACGAAAGCCCAGCUGGCCCGGCAGCCCCAGCAGCGCCGCUGCCCACGCCAACGCCAACUCCGAGCGCAGGGUUGGCCGCGGGGGCGCCUGA
Messenger RNA from Prorocentrum cordatum, 345 nucleotides. The record is from the annotation of a GenBank genome assembly. NCBI's taxonomy places the organism in Eukaryota, Dinophyceae, Prorocentrales, Prorocentraceae.